GCUCUUCUUCUGGCGUCAGGAGGAGAGCUGGGCUGGAGAGAAGGCGCAGAGGAGGAGGAGGAGGAGGAGGAGGAGGAGGGCAAGGGGCUCUGCUCGCUUGGCCAGCCAUGGAGGGGCCCUGCUGGAAGGCCCUGGGCUGGGCUCUGGCCCUCCUGCUCUCCCUGGGGGGAGGCUGCCUCAGCCAGGACUCAGCCCCGCACCAGCCCCGCUCUGGACGCCCAGGAGCCAGGAGCAGAAAUUGGUGUGCCUAUAUUGUGAACAAGAAUGUGAGCUGCUCUGUAAUGGAUGGCACUGAGAGUUACGUUCAAGUACAGUACAGUUGUGCCUGGAAUCAGAUGCCCUGCCCACACACCCCAGUAUAUCGUACAAGUUUCAGACCUAAAUAUACAAUAAAGUACAAGACAGUGACUGAAUUAGAAUGGAGAUGUUGCCCUGGAUACAUGGGUGUAGAUUGCAAAGAAGCUGUACCACAAAAGUCAAAACCAGUUAUUUACCCAGCAGACUUAUCACCACAUGAUAUCAAGACCAGUUUGGACUCUAAUCCAAAACUAGAACAACAGGAUGCACAGGAUAAAAAAAUUCAGUACCUUGAGGAUGAAUUGUUUCGCCUUACACAGACGGUCCUAGAACUUCAGUCCUCCUUAACAGGUGUGAAUGAAGACCUGAAGCUUACAGUGCAAGAAGAUGCAAGUCGGAUGCUUGUCUCGUGGUUGAACAACCUUCGUGACCAUCCAGGGCCUGACAGUAUGGGUGAGGGUGAAACAGAGAAUAAUGAUCUGUCUAGAAAUAAAGACCAAAGGGAAUUUGGAAAAGGAAAUGAGAAAUAUGAAUUAUCUGAAGAAAAAGAUGACUUGAAGGCCAAAAAUGAAAAGCUGGAAGAGCUGAAUGGGAAGGUAAAUGUUUAUGAAGGGCAACUGAAGCAGCACCAAGAAGCUGCCCAAGGCCCAACUAUAACCAUGCCUAGCAGCCAGUUGUAUCAAGCAUAUAUAGAUGCUAAGUUUGAAGCCCUGAGACAAGAAAUGUUAGAAGGAUUUGAAAAGAAAAUGGCAGAUCUAAAAAAUUCUUGUGAGUAUAAACUGAUGGAUCUUCAGCAACACUGUGAUGAUCAUGAAGCCAGCUGCUCAGAACUAAGACAACUUAUUGGAGAAAAAGAAAAGGAUCUGAGAAAAGAAAUAAAACAUUUCCAGAGUCUUAUUCAAGCUCCAUCAAACCAGUCACUGUGUUGCAAGGAUGCUAAAAGAGAUGAAAUUAUACAACAGAUAAAACAUUUGGAUGAAAAGAUUGACAGAAUUGCAGAAGCAAACAACAUUUUAAAUGCUAGGAUAGAUAAUGAAAUCAAGCAUAUUUCCAGUCCAUAUUCAGAAGGCAGCUUUGAUGCAAAAUGGGAGGAAGUAGAAGCAAGGCUUAAUAUUACAGAAAGAAAUGCUGAAGAACACUGUUUUUAUAUUGAGGAAACUCUUCGUGGUGUUAUAGCAACUGAAGUAGAUGAAGUCAGAGACUUAUUUGACAAAAAACUUGAAGCACUGGAAAAUAGAUUCAGUGCUACUGUUCUAGAUAUUGCUAAUGUCACAGAUCCAUAUGAAAUACAUACUGAUCCAGGGCCAUACUUACACAGCAGUUCAGGAUCUAGAAAUGAGCAGCUUACAUUAGAGGUUAGUAUUAUAAAGAACAAACUACAAGAUGUUGAAAAACUAUGCUGGCAGAAAUGCCAGUCUGUACCACAAAAUAUGGAAGGCGUCCAUGAAGACAUCAAAAACUGCAACAGUAAAUAUGAUUCACUGUUUUUGAAAACAGAAAAUAAUCUGGGUCUUUUAAAAUCUUUAAAUAGCUCUUUAAAUGAAAAGUUUAAUUUGAUUAAAGGUAGCCAACGUGACAUUCAGAAACUUCAGAAGGACUUACGAAUAGUCCGUUAUGGUCUGAAUGCCAUUGAUAAAGAUGUAAAAAACUUUCAAGGUGGUUUGAACAGCUGCAGAGAGCAGCUUCUAGGUAUUAAUUCUACCUGUGAAAAGACACAGCUUGGUGUAUUCAGAAAGAUAGAUGAAAUACAGAAAACAGUAGGCAAUCAAACGACUUAUCCAAGUGAUAAUUGUUGCAAUGAUUUGAAGGAGAAGAUGGAACAGUUAAAUGAGAGAGGAUUUUAUAACUUGAACAAAUGUAAGGAUAAAUUCCCAGGCAUCUCAAACUUGGAGGGAAGAGUGUUGCACGUUGAGAAAACCUGCAAGAAAUUAGAUGCAGUAUCUAGCAGCCUUCAAAGGAUAAAGGAAGGAUUAAAUAAACAUAUCUCCAGUCUUUGGAACUGUGUCAAUCAGAUGAACAAAACCAUAGGAGUCCAUUCUAAGGAUAUUUUCCUUCUCAAGAAUUCUACCCAACAGUUCCAUGGCCAGAUCCACAAAUUUGCUGUUCACCUUCAGGACUUCAUGAAAACUCAUACUUCUACAUCUGAAAAGCCAUCAGUAUUAGCACCGAGGAAACCAACAAUAAAAAUUCCCCUGCCACCAUCAGAUCCAAGAAAACCAUUACGGCCAUCUCAGCCAGAGAUACCCCCAGUAUCCUCACAACCAAUGACUCCACUACAGCCACAUCCAGGAGAGCCUAUGCAACCAUCACACCCAAGAACUCCACUUCAGAUUCCAGAAAUAAGAAUACCUUUGCAGCCACCUUUACACGGAGUGCCUGUUCAGCCACCAGAUUCCAGAUGGCAACCGUUACCAGGAUCAAAAUCAGACUUACCUUCCUUACCUGGGAAAAGUGGGAUAUUUAUGGUGACUGGAGAGGCAGGUCCUCCUGGCACUAUUGUAAUGUCAGGAAGAGGGCGGCCCAAAACCAUAAAUGGCAAAGAUGGCCACAGAAGCAUGCCUGUUUCUGAAGGGUAUGCUGGAGCACCAGGUUAUCCAAAAGUAAAGCCAAAACCACAAUCUCCAACUACAGCAGCAAAAGGAGCAGCUGUCACUUCACCAGUUUCAUUCUCAGCUGGUCUCACUCAGAAGCCUUUUCCUAAUGAUGUUGGUGUGGUACAUUUUAACAAAGUGCUUGUAAAUGAUGGAAACUAUUAUAACCCUGACACAGGUAUCUUCACAUCACCUUAUGAAGGCCGUUAUCUGAUCACAGCUGUUCUAGCUUCUGAGAGGGAUGAAUAUGUAGAAGCUGUACUGUCUGUAUCCAAUUCAAGUAUUGCUCAGCUCCAUACAGCUGGCUAUAGAAGAGAGCUGCUUGAAUAUCACAAACAGAGAUCAGGAAAACGGACUUGUGGUGGAACUGGUGCUUUCCAUCUUGUUGUUCACCUCAAAGCUGGAGCAGAAGUAAGCAUUGUAGUUACUGGGGGCAAGCUGGCCUACACAGACUCAGAUGAAAUGUAUUCCACAUUCAGUGGGGUUUUUCUAUACCCUUCUGUUUCUCAUGUGUAGGGUGUGCUGCAAGAGAAGAUGAGUAAAAUGAUCCUGAAGAAAGUAACUGUAAUAAAUGGUGAAGUGUU
Molecule: messenger RNA, 3472 nt
Organism: Sceloporus undulatus (fence lizard)
Lineage: Eukaryota; Metazoa; Chordata; Lepidosauria; Squamata; Phrynosomatidae
Product: EMILIN-2-like
Molecular function (GO): protein binding
Source: RefSeq, a predicted model, not a curated record